Molecule: messenger RNA, 1493 nt
Organism: Poecilia reticulata (guppy)
Lineage: Eukaryota; Metazoa; Chordata; Actinopteri; Cyprinodontiformes; Poeciliidae
Source: RefSeq, a predicted model, not a curated record
AGAAACGGUUCUGGGCUGGCAUCUCCUCCCAGAGCGAGCCUGUUCAGUUCUCCUCCAGUCCAGCAGAGGGCGCUACGCGAAGAGGCUCUCGGUCUCCUGGAGGAGAUGUUUCCCCGGUUCGGCGGUGGUUUGAUUAGGUGUUUCAAGCAGAUUCGGUUCCAACCUCUAACCCGUGUUCCUGCAGCUGACUUGGUCCCGGUGUUUAUCUGCUCUUCUUGGUCCACCCGCUGGUUCUCCAGAACCACAGCGAUGCCCCGGAAGCAGAAAGAGGUUAAAGGACAGGUGAAAGGACAGGUGAAGGCGGCUGUAGGUGGAACCACAGAGACACCGGAUUCUGGUCCGGUAACCCGUGACAAGACCGGAUCUGUAUCCAUCACAGUGCACGCAAAGCCAGGCUCCAAACACAGCAGCAUCACAGAUGUUUCCUCUCAGGCUGUAGGCGUCUCCAUUGCAGCGCCACCUACAGAUGGAGAAGCAAACACAGAGCUUGUCCGCUACCUUGCAGAAGUCCUGGAGCUGAAGAAGAGCCAAAUUUCACUGGACAAGGGUUCUAGAUCCAGAGACAAAGUCAUCAAGGUGGACUCCUCGUUGGAUCCAGAGGAGGUGCUAAAGAGGCUCCGGCAGGCAGCCAGCUGAUCGGCAAAGACUGGGUGGAAGAAGGUUCUUUGUUACCUUCUGAACAGUAAUGGAUCCGUGGGACUGGAACUUCUCCCACACUGAGAUCAGCAUCAUCUUUCCAUCCUUCGAUUUUCUAAAUAACAGAUUCUUCCGAGGAUGGAGCUGAAAAAACAUGAAGCGAGAAGAAAAAACAGCUUGAAAACAACUGUCAGGUCUCUGAAGUGGCAACAUGACGCUGGUUAGAGCUUUUCCACAGAGUCAUGUGGGAAAGGUUGUGUGUAAUCAUGGAAAAGAGGAGGAUUUCUAUCCUUAAAACAGAACCCAUUAUACAAUGUUCACAUUUUUCACAUUUCUGUACUUCCGUUUGGAUCUCAAAUGCUUCUAAAAACGCCCAGAUGGUUUUUUGGUAAUAAAUUCAUAUAUUUUGGUGUCUAGAAAAUGAGCCAUUUUCAAAAACGCUCCGAAUGUAAAGUCUCAAGUCAGCAGGCACCGACCUUCACCUAGUGACCCCAAUGAAGUCCAACUAGCAACCCCAGCAGAGCUCCCCCUGUCACCUAGCAACCAAGCUGAGCUCCAGUAUGAAAUAAGUCACUUUCAAAUAAAGAUUUAACUGAGCACUAGGUUCCUGACUUAUUUAUGUUGUAAGAUUUUAAGUUUUUUAAUCACUUGCGUGCUUCAAAACUUAAUUCUGAAUGUUAUUAGGGCAGACACAUUUUAGCUUUUACAAAUCCAAUCCAGUAGGUGGCGGUAAUGCACUGCUGGUACGCAACCAAAAACUCCUCAACCAGCAAAUUUUGCUUUUUUUUUACUUCUGUUUACAUUAUAAAAGGUAAGUUUUGUGGAAAAAAUAGACCCAUUUUAAUAUAUAAAUAAUG